AUGAAUGAACAACCUACAACUCCCCAGCCCCGGGACGUUUUCAACAGCUCAAACCGGGAUCAAUGGAAAGCAGCACUGGUGACCCCACGGCCGGUGUUGAUCCACUUGAAUGCCGACACGACAUGGCUACUCCAGAUUCCGUACCCUCAUGGUGCCGAGAAUCCAUCUGGACGAUCACAUUUCAACAUACUGAUUGAUCCAUGGCUACAAGGGCCCCAGUCAGAUGUGGCGUCCUGGUUCUCUACACAGUGGCACGUCGUAGAGCCUAGCGUGGCCACCAUAGCUGAAUUAAAUAAAGUCCUAGGCGAGCUCGACGAGGCUGCGAACAUGUCGCGAAAUGAUUCGAGUUCCAGCAAGGCUGUACUAUCAACGGACAGAGAUGACAAGACAAGAGCAAGCAGUUGGUUUAUCGACGCAGUGGUCAUCUCACACGAGUUCACCGACCAUUGCCACCGGGCAACCCUGGAGGAGCUACCCAAGAGCACCCCAGUGAUCGCAGGGGAUGAAGCCGCAAAGCUGAUCGAAUCAUGGGAUCACUUUGACGAGGUCAUCGCGACACCUCCCUACUCGAGCGAGUCGGCAUCAUGGCAGGAGGCGAUGGCGGACUGUUAUCCCCUGCUCCCCAAGUGGCUGGGCAUCGGGCGAGUCGUGACAGCUGGCAAUGCGCUCUACUACCACUCGGCGGUGAUGAUUGCUUUUGGCUCAGAGACGCAAGCCGAAGCGGUUCUGUAUUCGCCACACGGCAUCGAAGCUCAAGAUCUCGCAUUCCUCCCACAGUCAGGGCUGAAGACGCUGGCGCUGCUGCACGGACUACAUGACGUUCGGAUAUGGAUGACCAAACAACUCAACUUGGGUGCGCUUAACGGGCUCCGUGCCGUCAGGGCCUGUGGUGCCAAAUACUGGGUUGCAACGCACGACGAGGUCAAGCGCGGGGGAGGCUUGAUCAGUUGGAUGCUGCAGAGGACAGUGUAUUCCCUCAAAGAUGCAGUCAAGGCAGAGGAGGCGAGGAUCAAGGCAGAUGCUGAUCAAGAGGACGUAGGGAGUUAUCGGUUCCUCGAGCUGGGAUCGGGCGGAGCGAUUGUCCUGGCGUAA
This is a messenger RNA of Pyricularia pennisetigena, 1092 nucleotides long. RefSeq lists its product as uncharacterized. The transcript has a single exon. The record is from RefSeq and is a predicted model, not a curated record. NCBI's taxonomy places the organism in Eukaryota, Fungi, Ascomycota, Sordariomycetes, Magnaporthales, Pyriculariaceae. The coding region runs from base 1 to 1092 and encodes 363 amino acids.